GCCCAGUCGGCACCCGCGCAGCCCGGGACGCGUGGGGGCGGUUGGCAGGUCCGCGAGCUCCGCUUCUCCCCCGGCGUUGUGGGAUACCAGGGUAGAGGGAUGUAGCUGUAAAGAACAUCAAGGGGGGAUGGAGUAGAAGCAUAAAGAAGUUUAAUUUAUGAAGGCUAAUGAGUGACUCGAGUAAAAGUUCGAAGCGGUGUAACUGCUGGACUGGUUUUACAGAGCUUUUGAAAUGAGAGAGCUACAUCUCUCAUUCCUGUUGGUCAAGUGACGCUAAUGGUGGAAUAAACUGACUUCAGUACAAGUACAACUGAUCAAUCCAAAUCGCAAGUACAAUAUAAACAAGUGUGAUGUUGAAAUGAGAUGAGGCUCCGAAAUGGAACUGUGGCCACCGUGUUAUUUUUCAUCACUUCUUUUCUCAGUUUGUCCUGGUACACUGCAUGGCAAAACGGUAAAGAAAAGUUGAUUGCUUAUCAGCGGGAAUUUCAUGCUUUGAAGGAACGUCUUCGUAUUGCUGAGCAUAGAACGCUGCAGCGUUCCUCUGAGCUAAAUGCCAUCUUGGAGCAAUUCAGACGUGCAGUAGCAGAAACAAAUGGAAGUAAGGAUGCAUUAAACAAUUUUUCAGAUGAAACGCUGAAAUUGUUAAAAGAGCUAACAAGCAGAAAAUCUCUUCAAGUGCCAAAUAUCUAUUACCAUUUGCCUCAUUUGUUGAAGAAUGAAGGAAGCCUUCAACCUUCUGUGCAGAUUGGCCUGGGACGAACAGGCGUUUCAAUUGUAAUGGGAAUUCCCACCGUGAAGAGAAAAGUAAAGUCUUAUCUUACAGAAACCCUUCACUCUCUUAUUGAUAAAUUGUCUCCAGAAGAGAAACUGGAUUGUGUUAUGGUUGUCUUCAUAGGAGAGACAGAUCUUGACUAUGUACACAGUGUUGUAGCAAGCCUGGAGAAAGAAUUUUCUACAGAAAUCAGUUCUGGCUUGGUGGAAAUAAUAUCCCCACCUGCGACUUACUAUCCUGAUUUGACAAAUUUAAAAGAGACAUUUGGAGACUCAAAAGAAAGAGUCAGAUGGCGAACAAAGCAAAACUUGGACUAUUGUUUUCUUAUGAUGUAUGCCCAGAAAAAGGGCAUUUAUUAUAUUCAGCUUGAAGAUGACAUUGUUGUCAAGCAGAAUUAUUUCAGCACGAUAAAAAAUUUUGCACUUCAACUUUCUUCUGAAGAUUGGAUGAUUCUAGAAUUUUCUCAGCUGGGUUUCAUUGGUAAAAUGUUCCAAUCUCCAGAUAUCACUCUUAUUGUAGAGUUCAUAUUUAUGUUUUAUAAGGAGAAACCUAUUGAUUGGCUCUUAGAUCAUAUACUCUGGGUGAAAGUCUGCAACCCUGAAAAAGAUGCAAAACAUUGUGACAGACAGAAAUCUAAUCUACGAAUACGCUUCAGGCCUUCCCUUUUCCAACAUGUUGGACUGCACUCCUCCCUAGCAGGAAAGAUCCAGAAACUCACGGAUAAAGACUUCCUGAAACCAUUAUUACAUAAAAUUCAUGUGAAUCCACCCGCGGAAGUUUCUACAUCUUUAAAAGUCUACCAAGGACAUACACUGGAAAAAACCUAUAUGGGAGAGGAUUUUUUCUGGGCUGUUACACCCAUUGCUGGGGAUUAUAUCCUAUUUAAAUUUGACAAACCAGUCAACGUAGAAAGAUACUUGUUUCAUAGUGGCAAUCCAGAGCAUCCAGGAGAUAUUCUACUAAAUACUACAGUGGAGGUUCUGCCUUUUAAGAAUGAAGACUUGAUAUUAAGCAAAGAAACCAAAGACAAACGCUUGGAGGACGGUUAUUUCAGAAUAGGUAAAUUUGAAAGUGGUAUAGCAGAAGGGACAGUUGACCCAAGUCUAAACCCUAUUUCAUCAUUUCGGCUUUCGGUAAUACAAAACUCAGCAGUCUGGGCAAUUCUGAAUGAGAUUCACAUUAAAAAAGUCACAACCUGAUCAAAAUCUGUUUGGAAGAAAAGAGAAAAUCUUUGCA
This is a messenger RNA of Emys orbicularis (European pond turtle), 2008 nucleotides long. It is a transcript of the gene MGAT4A, whose product is annotated as alpha-1,3-mannosyl-glycoprotein 4-beta-N-acetylglucosaminyltransferase A. The record is from RefSeq and is a predicted model, not a curated record. Gene Ontology annotation, molecular function: acetylglucosaminyltransferase activity. Bases 364 to 1971 code for a protein of 535 amino acids. Gene Ontology annotation, cellular component: Golgi stack; endoplasmic reticulum; endoplasmic reticulum-Golgi intermediate compartment. The transcript has 16 exons. Gene Ontology annotation, biological process: protein N-linked glycosylation. NCBI's taxonomy places the organism in Eukaryota, Metazoa, Chordata, Testudines, Emydidae.